CGGCGAUUAUAGGUAACCAUAUGCUGCUGCCAGUUACUCUGUUGUCUAGGCUUCAUCGGCGAAUUUCGAAUGACCUGCCAGAACACAAGCCGUUACUACGUACGACAUUGGUCACGUGGCCAUGCAACUUCUGUCAAUUAUCGUAGCUCUCAUCCGAGCCUACUGGCCCAUUCUCCUCAGCGCAGCCGUCCUUUGGCGACUGAUUCACAACUACCUGAAGCUACGCCAUGUCCCAGGGCCGUUUGCGGCCGCCGUUAGCGAUGGCUGGAGAGUCGUGCACACCCUUCGAGGAAAUACCAUGAAGGAAUAUGAGCUUCAUCGCAAAUAUAAAUCUCCGAUUCUGCGGUUUGGGCCGAACACGGUUUCUGUGGCUGAUCCAGCGGCUAUCAAAGUAAUAUAUGGGCUCAAUCCCAUAUUCAACAAGGGACCCCUGUACAUUACGCAUCAGUUCAUGAGUAAAGACGGCGAAGUCAUGCACAACCUCUCCUCGACACGCGACGAACGUAUCCACGCUCGCCUGAGGCGCGCCGUCAACCACGCAUAUGCCCUAAGCAACUUGCUGGAUUAUGAAAAGCUCAUGGACUCGACAACCGAUGUCUUUCUCCGCGAGCUGACCAGACGCUUCGUCAAGACCGGUGCUGAAUGCGACCUCGCGUUUUGGCUUCAACUGUAUGCUUUUGAUGUCCUAGGAGAGAUAACCUUUAGCAAGCGAUUCGGGUUUCUAGAGGCUGGCACUGAUUUGCAUGACAUGCUGCACCAUACCGCUCUACACAUGGAAUACAUUGGCAGAGUGGGCACCAUGCCUUGGCUAGAUGAGUGGUUCCGGCUUCGCAACCCGAUCCUUAGGCGGUUCCGAAAACCCAAUGCCAUCGUCAGCUUCAGUCUGCAACAUAUCGACAACCACACUCAACAUACGGACCCCGAAGCUCCUUCCGACUUCAUCACUCGCUUCCAGAUUGCCGCAGAGAAGUACCCCGACAUCAUGACGCGGACUCAGAUGGAAGACUUUGCCGUGACUAACGUCAGUGCUGGCUCUGACACGACCGCCAUCAUCCUUCGUGCAGUCAUCUAUUUUUUGCUCACGAACAAGGCUUGCUUCGAUCGGUUCAUGGACGAGGUCAAGGCCGUGCUGAAGGCCCGGCCCCAGAACGAGGACUAUGAAAAGCACGUCUCGUGGACGGAGGCCUACAACAUGAAAUAUUUCCAAGCUUGUCUCAAGGAGACCAUGAGGCUCCAUCCAGCCCUCGGGCAAAUGCUUCCGCGAGUAGUCCCGCCGGGUGGGAUUGAAGUCUGUGGCGUGUUUCUUCCAGAAGGCACCGAGGUAGGGUGCAACGCGUGGACGAUCCACCACGACAAGGAAGUAUUUGGAGAGGAUGCGGAUAUCUUCCGCCCCGAGAGGUGGCUGGACGAGGACGAGGAAAGAGUGAAGAACAUGGAGCGUUGUAACUUCGUCUUUGGUGCCGGGUCAAGGACAUGCAUCGGAAGACACGUCGCUAUGCUGGAAUUGUCCAAGUUGAUCCCCGAGUUUUUCAGAACCUUUGAGGUCACUUUGGUUGAUCCGAAACGAUACCAGGACCAUUGUGUGUGGCUAGUGGUGCAGUCUGGGUUAGAUGUGAAGCUGAAGCUAAGGGACUCUCAGAGCUUACUUGAAGGAUAACGUCUUACUUGCC
Phialemonium atrogriseum is the source of this 1670-nucleotide messenger RNA. Its product is annotated as cytochrome P450. Gene Ontology annotation, molecular function: heme binding; monooxygenase activity; iron ion binding. The record is from RefSeq and is a predicted model, not a curated record. Lineage: Eukaryota; Fungi; Ascomycota; Sordariomycetes; Cephalothecales; Cephalothecaceae. The transcript has 5 exons. Bases 122 to 1657 code for a protein of 511 amino acids.